CCUGUGUACACAAAAGUUUGUUCAGCUUUUCCAUUCUAUUUAUAAUCAUACUAUCACCAACAUGAGUAUCAUUGAUUUUAUUUGUUCUGUCUUGUCAAUGACCUGUCCUUUCAACAUGCAAGAAUUUUAUCUCGUCUCAGCCUGAGUGUGAUUUUGUGUAGUUCUUUUCAUUCCGCCUAUGAUCACGUCAUUGUUGUUCAUUAUUCACCAACUGAGGAGCAGUUUGAACUGAUUCAAUUGACCUGUGAACAAGAGAAACAUCAGAGAUUAAAAUCCAUUACGAUCUGCCAUACUUCUUAGCAAUUGUAAAUUUUGUGGCCGUAAUUAUUGUUGUACUAAUUCACCAUCAUGGAGCCACGCUUUCGGGAACAGAAAAAAGACAUGUCGACUGCAACAAGGUUCAACUUGAAGUAUGUGAGUCUGGUGGUGUUGAUAAUCCAGACCACAAGCCUCGUGCUCACCAUGAGAUACUCGAGGAAAGUUCAAGAAGAUGGCCCCAAGUAUCUCUCCUCAACGGCCGUGGUCAUGGCUGAGGCGAUGAAGAUUGUAGCUUGUAUAUGUAUACUUUUUUAUCAGCAUGGUUCUUCUGUACCAGGGCUGCUAGCUGUUCUACAAGAGGAGAUCAUCAACAAACCAGUGGACACCGCCAAACUGGCUGUGCCAUCAGGUCUCUACACCAUACAGAAUAAUCUUCUGUUUUUAGCAUUAUCCAAUCUAGAUGCAGCUACUUACCAGGUGACCUACCAGCUCAAGAUUCUUACAACAGCAUUGUUUUCUGUUCUGAUGUUGAAUAGAAAGUUAGAUGUGAUGAAAUGGGUGUCAUUAGUUUUGCUAAUGGCUGGUGUAGCAUUGGUUCAGAUGCCAGGAGAGACAAAAGCAGCUGUCAAAGAGAUUUCAGCUUCCUCUCAGCUUAUUGGUCUGGGUGCUGUAUUAUGCGCAUGUUUUAGCAGUGGGUUUGCUGGAGUUUACUUUGAAAAGAUUCUCAAGGGUACAAGUUCCAGUUUAUGGGUUAGGAAUAUACAAUUAGGAGUGUUUGGUGUGAUUAUAGGUCUCGUUGCUGUGUUUCUAAACGAUCGCGAUGCUGUUUUUAAAGACGGCUUCUUCCAGGGGUAUCACAUGACCACGUGGAUCGUCAUAUCACUGCAGGCAUUUGGAGGCCUCGUCAUAGCCACAGUCAUUAAGUAUGCAGAUAACAUCCUGAAGGGAUUUGCCACUUCUCUCUCCAUUAUCUUAUCAACAGUCAUAUCAUAUUAUAUACUGGCUGAUUUCAUGCCAUCUAAGCUUUUCUUCAUUGGUGCUGGCGUUGUGAUAUCUGCCACAUUUUUGUAUGCCAAAGAAUGGAAGAAGGCUGGUCCAACUCUGCCUACCCACACAAACCCAACAAAUCUUUGAGAGGUCGAAGGGACAAUGUAGUGGAUGACUAUCAAGGCUGUGAAUCAGGCAAUAUGGAUUACGCAGUGAGGCAAUAUGGAUUACGCAGUGAGGCAAUAUGGAUGAAGUAGAGACUUUGCCAGUCAGUAUGCGGUGUCACCUGUGAUUUGGCAUUUGAGAGGUUGUUGGGAUGCUUUGUGCAGGUAUCUGUUCAUACUGAAGGCCUGAGCUGCCGCGGGUGAAAGCUGAGACAAUCAUGUUUAUGAAGUAUGAUGUCCAACCAGGCAAAACAGACAUGGUUAGUCAGUUGUGCCAAAUGUGAUGUACAGUGUAUGUUAUGAGAUGGAUUCAUUCAUGGCAGAGGCGGUUUCAGAAAUUUUGGAGAGGGGGGGAUGCAGGGUAAACUAAAAAGCCUCUUUGGUGUGAUCUUAGGAAGGAGGGGGAUUUGAGGUCCUGUAUCAGGUGUUUUCCACUCAUCUGAUGGCCAGAAUUAGAAGUAGUCGAAGGCUUCUUGGUGAGAGGUGCUCUGAACAAUCGUUGCUAUCUGUCACUGCGUACAUGUAUUAUUUGUUACUGUACUCACCAAGGUAGUUCUUGAUGAUCCAGGUUUUUUUCAGAUAUCUAGUCUCGAUGCCUGUGAGAACUUUUACUGUAGAAGCAGCCUCAUGUACAUGUAUACCAAAGCUUAUACUGUUCACCUUGAAUUGCAAACGGGUAUAUAUAUUGCUUGCAAAGCGUUAAUGGUGUCUCAGAAUUGAUGUAUAGAUCUUCCUGACACGUUUGUGUACAUGUACAUGUAAAAUCACAAAUGGAUGUUUUGUUUUAGUUAGUGCACGACAUGCAGACAACUUGGAAACAUUGUUUUCAUGGUCAUGGGUCUACAUUUUAGAAUGCUUUCUAUUCCAAAUCUUUUAUACCUAGUUUUACUUAAGCAGAAAAACAAAUCUGGCAUAUGAUUUCAUUCACUUUACUACUGGUUGUCAGGGAUGUUUUUGUUACAUGUACGUGUAAUACAAGACUGUAAUACACUGUCUUUUUGAAAAUUGAGAUUAAACUUCGGCAAUAUUCAUAAUAUGUGUUAAUCAAUGAUUAUAAGAAUAAUUCAUGAUGGUGCUGGGAUGACUGUUGUACAUUGUCAUAAAGGUUGGUUCUGUUGUACAAUGUUGAUUGCAUUUUUGAUUGUAAUAGCUAGCUUGGAUUAUCAAGAAACUAGAUUUAGGAAUCUUUUUGGAAUUUUGUUAAAGAUCAUGAAUUGUUACAAUAUAUGUGUUUAUUUUCUUGUCUAGUACAAUUGCUUACUCAGUUCUUAAUUAUUUUUAACUUUAUUUCCAUUUUUCAUGGUAUUUAUUGCUGUACAUGUACAAUACAUGUACAGUAUAUGUACAAUACAUUGUUUGUUGAGAGUAUAGUUUUUCAUUUGGUAAUGUUUUGCAACGAUUGUUGCACUCCAUGCAAGUUUCUUUUGAAAAACUUGUCUCAUCACUCACCAUUAGGCCUUAUCCAUGUAUUUGGUCAUAUGUGAAGCUCUCAAUACAUUGUAUCCGAGGAAUACAUGUAGUUCUCGGUUUCGGACUGUUCACUGAAUUUUACCAGAUUUUCUCUCCAUUAAAGCAACAAAAAUCGCAUUGUUUUAUUUACGAGUAGAAUUUCAGUAUUUUUUCCACUACUACGUUUCUCUAAGAUUUUAUUUGUAAGUUUGUCGGCAGCGAUGUGAAUAAUCUCGGGUCUUUCCUCAUCAUACUCCCUGGGUCGUAGCCCUUGUGAGAAUGAUGCAAACACAGGUGAUGUUGGGAGAAGUAUUAGGACUGUAUAAUACAUGUAGACUUUUCCCCGAGAUUACUAGUAUAUUUUAAUAAACAUUCCUACUGUUGAAUGA
Messenger RNA from Lineus longissimus, 3247 nucleotides. Its product is annotated as UDP-N-acetylglucosamine transporter-like. The transcript is spliced from 8 exons. Gene Ontology annotation, biological process: pyrimidine nucleotide-sugar transmembrane transport. The record is from RefSeq and is a predicted model, not a curated record. The coding region runs from base 349 to 1392 and encodes 347 amino acids. Gene Ontology annotation, cellular component: Golgi membrane. Gene Ontology annotation, molecular function: UDP-galactose transmembrane transporter activity. NCBI's taxonomy places the organism in Eukaryota, Metazoa, Nemertea, Pilidiophora, Heteronemertea, Lineidae.